Molecule: messenger RNA, 297 nt
Organism: Scutellospora calospora
Lineage: Eukaryota; Fungi; Glomeromycota; Glomeromycetes; Diversisporales; Gigasporaceae
Source: the annotation of a GenBank genome assembly
AGUGAAGAAAUUCGUCAAUAUGCAGUAUCAGAAGCGAUAAAAAUUUUAGAAGCUGAUAUUAGUAAUAUGACAAAGAACUUAAUUUCAUGGGCUCUUCGGAGAAUUUGCGAAUAUACUGAACUUCAAGAAAAUGUACCUAAUAGAUUAUGUGACUUAUUAACACAAGUAAAUUAUGAAAUUCAGGUGCAAGUGAUUACUACACUAUUAAAAUGUGUUUCAAAAAUGAAACAUUGUCCAGAGAAUAUAAUAGAGUGUGUAGCGAAAUGCUAUCAAUUAUCAUCUAGAGAUGUAAAACAA